AUGCUCGAAUACUUCACAUACAAGAAGGUCAAGAAACACCAAGCUGAGAAACAAGGAAACACCUCCAAAUCCAACACCCCUCUUGCAUCUGCAGUUCCAGCUUCCCCAGCAGUUUCUUCACGUCCGCGCCCUCUCAAUACAGUCAGAAGUCCAUCUGCGGAGUUGAGAAAAGAAGGCGCAAGUCCGAUUCUUAAUGAAGAAGAUGAGUACUUCUUGCAUAGGUUUAUAAGUGCAGAGGAAACUCCACCUCCACUUCCGCUGAGAAGACCUACGUUACCGGUCAGACCUAGUGAAAGGGCUAUUGAGGGAAGAAGGAUGGGAGAUGAGGCUGGGGAGUGGAGGGAUAAUGAGUUGCAGAUGAUUUUGAGGGAGGAUGGUGAGGGAGAGAUUGCUGAAAAAGAUAAGGAGGAUAAGGUGCGGGGUAAAGGAAAGGGAAAGAUGGGUAAGGAGGAAGAGAAAAUUGAUGACAAUACUGAGAAAGCGGCGAACAAAUGGAAAAAGUUGAGUUUUUUGCAUAAAGGCAAAAAGGAAAGGGAUACCAAAGAUAAAAACUCAGGUCUACAACCAGACCCUAAUAUUUCCGACACAGAAGCCCAACGCGAACAAGACGAUCUCACCAAAGUCCUCGACGAUCUCUCCUUGACUGCUUCCAAUAACCGCGCCUUUUCCCUCUCCCCCGAUUCCACCGUCCUCGUCCAAAAAUUCACCCUCAUCCUCAAAGAUCUUAUAAACGGUGUACCAACCGCCUACGACGACCUCGUCCAUCUACUAGAAGAUUCCCAAGGAACCCUCUCCAAAUCCUACGAUUCCCUCCCUUCCUUCCUCCAAAAACUGAUCACUCAACUCCCCCAAAAAGUAACAACAACUCUCGCUCCCGAACUCCUAGCCGUAGCUACAGAAGCCCAAGCCCACAAUGUCGCGAAUGCUGCAUCUGCCGCACAAACAGGUGGAAUGGGCGCUGCAGCUAAGGCAUUCCUUACACCUUCUUCCCUUAAAGAUUUAGUUACCAAACCGGGUGCUGUGGUGAGUAUGUUAAAAGCGAUUGUCAAUGCGUUGAAAUUGCGCUGGCCGGCUUUUAUGGGGACGAAUGUUUUGCUUAGUUUGGCACUUUUUGUGCUGUUGUUUGUUUUUUGGUAUUGUUAUAAGAGGGGGAAGGAGGUUAGGUUGGCGAGGGAUGGGAGGGCUCUUGCUGAGGGGGAGGGAUUUACACCUGGGGAGGAGGGAGGUAAAGAUCUAGGGGUGAUUCGACAGGGAUCGAGACGGGAGGGUGGUGGUGGCAGUGAUGGUGAUGGGGAUGGGUAUAAAGCGAGGAGAGAUGCGCGAAGGAGAGAAAAGGAAGAUAGGAGGGAAGAGGGAAUGAGUAGAAGUCGAAGAAGUGAAAAGGGGAGGAAAUAA
Sclerotinia sclerotiorum 1980 UF-70 is the source of this 1395-nucleotide messenger RNA. RefSeq lists its product as hypothetical. NCBI's taxonomy places the organism in Eukaryota, Fungi, Ascomycota, Leotiomycetes, Helotiales, Sclerotiniaceae. The coding region runs from base 1 to 1395 and encodes 464 amino acids. The transcript is spliced from 2 exons. The record is from RefSeq and is a predicted model, not a curated record.